Heterocephalus glaber (naked mole-rat) is the source of this 1834-nucleotide messenger RNA. RefSeq names its product interleukin 17 receptor B (gene Il17rb). The record is from RefSeq and is a predicted model, not a curated record. Gene Ontology annotation, molecular function: interleukin-17 receptor activity. NCBI's taxonomy places the organism in Eukaryota, Metazoa, Chordata, Mammalia, Rodentia, Bathyergidae.
CCCGAGGGGCUGCCCCGGAUAAAAGCUCGGCAGGCAGGCGGCCAGCCUGAGCCCCGCGCUGGUGGGCGGUGGCUCCGCAAUGUCACUCGUGCUGCUGAGCCUGGCCGCGCUGUGCAGGACCGUCUUGCCUGGAGAGCCGACUGUUCAGUGUGGCUCUGAAACCGGGCCAUCUCCAGAAUGGCUGGUCCAGCAUCCUCUGACCCCAGGAGACUUAAGGGAACUCCGAGUGGAACUUGUUAAAACCAGGGCUGCAACAGAGGACUAUUCAGUUCUGAUGAACAUAAGCUGGGUACUCCGGGCAGAUGCCAGCAUCCGCUUGUUGAAGGCCACCAAGAUCUGUGUGACAGGCAAAAGCAACUUUCAGUGGUACAGCUGUGUGAGGUGCAACUACACAGAGGCCUUCCAGUGGCAGACCAGACCCUCGGGUGGGAAAUGGACGUUCUCCUACGUGGGCUUUCCUGUGGCACUGAGCACACUCUAUUUCAUCGGGGCCCACAAUAUCCCCAAUGCAAACAUGAAUGAGGACAGCCCUUCUUUGUCUGUGAACUUCACCUCACCAGGCUGCCUAGACCACAUAAUGAAAUACAAGAAAAAGUGCCUCGAGGCAGGAAGUCUGUGGGAUCCCAACAUCACUGCUUGUAAGAAGAAUGAGAGGAUGGUCGAAGUGAAUUUUACAACCAGCCCCCUUGGAAACAGAUACAUGGUUCUUAUCCAACAUGACAUUAUAAUUGGGUUUUCUAAGGUGCCAGAGAACAAACUAACAAGAACUUCUGUAGUCAUUCUGGUGACGGGGGAAAGUGAAGGUGCUACGGUUCAGUUGAUUCCAUAUUUCCAUUCGUGUGGCAAUGACUGCAUCCGACGCAAAGGAACUGUGGUGCUUUGCCCACAGACAGGUGUCCCCUUCCCUCCAAAUACAAACAGAAGCAUGCUGGGAGGCUGGCUAGCUCUCCUUUCACUGCUAGUGGUCUCGUGGAUGCUGGCAGUUGGGAUCUACCUAAUAUGGAGACGUGAAAGGAUCAAGGAAGCUUCCUUUCCCACCACCACGCUACUGCCCCUCAUUAAGGUUCUUGUGGUUUACCCACCUGAAGUAUGUUUCCAUCACACAGUUUGUUACUUCACUGAAUUUCUUCAAAACCAUUGCAGAAGCGAGGUCAUCCUUGAACAGUGGCAGAAAAAGAAAAUAGCUGAGAUGGGUCCAGUGCAGUGGCUUACCACUCAGAAGAAAGCAGCAGAUAAAGUGAUCUUCCUCCUUUCCAACAAUGUCAGUACUGUGUGUGAUGGUCCCUGCGGCCAGAGCGGGGGCAGCCCCAGGGGGAACUCUCAAGACCUGUUCCCCCUUGCCUUUCACCUUUUCUGUAGUGAUCUCAGCAGCCAGACUCAUCUGCACAAAUACAUAGUGGUCUACUUCAGAGGGGCGGAGCCCAAGGAUGAUUACAACGCUCUCCACAUCUGCCCCAAGUACCGCCUCAUGAAGGAAGCCACUGCUCUCUGCACUCAACUCCACGUCAGGCAGCACAUGUCACCGGGGAAACAGUCACGAGCCUGCCACAGCAGCUGCUCUGCCUCACAGCCUACCCAGGAGAAGAGGGAGGACUCAGAGCCUUAUAACCCAGCAAUUCCAGGGGAAAAAUCUUGGUGACAGUCCUCAAGUUUACCAUAUAGGCUGCUUGCAGGGAUGAUCCUAAGUGAACAGAUAUGCCUCAGGAUACCGAUGAAAAAUGUUCUCCUGGGCCAGGGAUUUAGCUCAGUGGUUCCGCCGCCUGCCUCGCAAGCUCAAGGACCGGAGUUCAAUCUCCGGUACCAAAAAAAUAAAAAGUUCUUAAGUUGAAAGUUG